GGUUUUAUGCAUCAGGGGGAGGAGACUUUCUUUAGUUAUAAAUAGUUCAUGGGUCCUGAUGAAAUAAUCAGACAUGUUUCUGAGACUAGUGUGUAUGAGUGUGUGCAAUUUGGUCAAAAUACAUAUUAGGAUCUAGUGCAUUUAAAUGCAGUUUCAUAAGGGGACUUUUGGACCUUGGCAGAGGUUUAUGCUGUGACAUUGUAGUUCGCUAUUUAUUUAAAACUUUCUUUGUGGCCUCUUAGCAUGAGAAUAUACUGUUGCUAAGACACAUUUAAUCUCUUUCACAUUUUCAUUUCCUCCUAAACUUCUUCCGUUUGCUGAGGAGAAUAUUUCCUCCUAAAUCAUAGCUCCCACAGACUGAGCCUGAGCUCAACUUUCCUGGCCGGUCUGGCUGAGCAGCACAAACACUACAUUCUUGGCUCUGAUUGGCUGCAGCUCAAGCAAUGGAGAAUUUGCAUAUAGCAGACUUUAGCACAGACACAGACACACAAGCCUCUGCACCUACAUGAGUGGGAAGAAGCCAGCAGAGAACAGGCCAGACUGUAAAAGUCCCACAGACUUGUUGCUGACGUCACCUGGUUAAGAUGAAGAAAUCUGAAAAAGUAUCAGAAAUGAAAGUCUUCUCAGCUGCAGAUGACUCUAAGAGUUCCGUGUGCCUCUUGGGCCCUGAAGUCACUGUGAACCAGAUUUUUUAUGUUAAACCACAUCAUGAAAAAGUCCCCGCGAGCUGUUGCUUGGACGCACCUUCUUUCUGCCACAGCCAGUGCAGAGGUGGACCAGUGAGCCAUGAGUCAGGGAUCUGGCCUCCUCGUGUGGGGCAGCAUGUCGAGCUGAUGGACCACCGGCAGCUACGAGACACUGGAGCAAGUUUUUCCAGGACGGACUUCCAUCAUCCCCCUCCCGGAAGCUGUGGCCCACGACCUGCAGACCCCAGACAGAGUCACAGCUGCUGGGACUGUGGACCAAACCGGUGUGGAGCAGCAGAGCCUGCAAACAGGGACACGGCUGGAGGGGAGUAUGAAGACAAUUCUCAGCUUCAGAGCGAUGAAGAAGAGCUUGAGCCUCCGCUGCCGCUGAGAUCUGAUGACGAGUGGCAACACUACAGCCCCUUUCUACCUCCUCACCACUGUACGCACAACUAUGGCCUUCCUCACACAACGGAUGUCCGGUGUUAUCCCUCUGCAGCAGAAGGGCAGUACGACCUCAGAUUCCCACCUCAGCCUCGCCCCCUCUCUGCCUCCGGCCAGCACAGCAGACCCUGUGAUGACCCCCCCACGUGGUUCCAACGUCAUGAUAACUGUAUGAGCGACGGUGUGACACAGGCAGGCGUCUCGGUUAACGUGCCGCAGUUCUCCGUCCCCCCCAUCAUGGGGGUGUCACAGGUCAGCGUGAUGAACCUGAGCCCUGCAGGAGCCGAGGCGCCUGUGUCACAUCCACUGGAGAGAAGAAGAACCGUCAGUCUACCCGACGAGUGCCGAAACAUUUUUAUCACGUAUUCUUCGGACGUGUGCUCAGAGAUGGUUCCUUUCGUGGACUUCCUCACAAAGCAAGGUUUUCGUCCGGCUAUCGACCUAUUUGACGACCCUAUAAGAAGCCUGGACAUCAACAAGUGGAAGGACAGGUACUUAAAAGACCCGUCGUACCUGAUUAUCAUCGCCAUCAGUCCAAAGUAUAAAGCGGACAUCGAAGGAUUGGUAGUGGACAGUCUCGGCCUUCACACUAAAUAUAUCCACUCCAUGAUGCAGAAUGAAUUCAUCCAACAAGGCAGCUUGAACUUUAGAUUCAUACCAGUUCUCUUCCUCAGUGCCUCCCAGAAGCACGUCCCCAGUUGGCUUCAGAACACACGUGUUUACCGCUGGCCGCACGACACUGAGGAUUUGCUGCUGCGACUGCUGAGGGAGGAGAGGUACGUUCCUCCCCCUGUUCCGAUGGAACUCACCCUCAUCAUCAGGCCUGUGGCCCUGAGUGCUGCAGCCACACUGUGAAACACUAACUAGCGUUUAUGUGUUAUACGUUUCUGUUUCAGUGUAUUUAUGAAUAUGUUUUACAAUCCUCAAAAUCGAUCCUGAACAAAUCAAUGACAGUUCAUGGUUUUCAUGCUUUAUUGCGUCCAAUGUAUAGUUGUUGUAAAUGUUUCAAUAAAGUUUCUUUGUGUGUGUUAAUAUUUACUAUAUCAAUAUUUACUAUAUGUUAUGGUGUGGUUUUACCUCUGGGGAUGACAUUGUCAGCACCUGAACCUUUGAGCAGGCAUUUUUAACUGACAUGUCUCAGCAACCGUUGGAAGUAAUUUGGCGUAAAAUUAGGUUCAAACAUUUAUGUUUCUGUCAGGAUGAGUUACAACAACAUUGAGUGAUCCCAACACAUUUAAAAUAUCGCAAAAAUAUAAUUUGCACUUUGAACUUUACACUUUGAUGUGACAUUCAUCAAUGUGAUAAGAAAUAUAGGAAAAUGACAAGAACCAUCUUAGAGGAAAAAACUCAUUUGUCGUGUACUUUUAAGUCUGGUCUGUGCCCCAUCCUUUAACAUGGAGGAGGCUGGAUUCAUGCCCUGUACUGCAGCUAGCCACCUUUUGACUUCACUUUUGGGGGCAGUCAUGUCGUCCGUCUUUAUAUACAGUCUAUGUCACAGCCUCAGAAAAGGAGCUGUAGCAUGAUUAAAAAAGAAACACAAGAUG
This is a messenger RNA of Hippoglossus stenolepis (Pacific halibut), 2674 nucleotides long. Its product is annotated as E3 ubiquitin ligase TRAF3IP2. The record is from RefSeq and is a predicted model, not a curated record. Bases 585 to 1985 code for a protein of 466 amino acids. Lineage: Eukaryota; Metazoa; Chordata; Actinopteri; Pleuronectiformes; Pleuronectidae. Gene Ontology annotation, biological process: positive regulation of canonical NF-kappaB signal transduction; humoral immune response. The transcript has 10 exons.